This is a messenger RNA of Aphis gossypii (cotton aphid), 797 nucleotides long. RefSeq names its product dynein axonemal assembly factor 6 (gene Dnaaf6). Gene Ontology annotation, molecular function: protein-folding chaperone binding; dynein intermediate chain binding. Gene Ontology annotation, cellular component: cytoplasm. Gene Ontology annotation, biological process: axonemal dynein complex assembly. The transcript has 3 exons. The coding region runs from base 122 to 730 and encodes 202 amino acids. The record is from RefSeq and is a predicted model, not a curated record. Lineage: Eukaryota; Metazoa; Arthropoda; Insecta; Hemiptera; Aphididae.
ACAACUUUUUAGUAGAUAUCUGCUCAUGUAAAAUCAUAAGUUGUAUUAAUACCAUUGUAAAUUACCUUAUUAAAUAAUUGUAUUUAUUAGUGUAUUGAUUCUAAGAUCAUAUUAAGCUAAAAUGGAUUAUAUUGAUUUAAAAAAAUUGAGUGAAAUGUUGAAUCCACCAACUGCAAAUUCUUCGGACAGCGAAGACGAUCUUCCAAAAUCAUCUUUAGUGCAGAUUUGUAAGUCAAAAACAGGAAAAGACACAAAAAUCUUAACAAACGAAUCUAUAAAAAAGACUGAGAAUGAAAAUAAAAAAAAAAUAGAAUUUAUAGAGUCGGAAGAAGAAAAAGCUAAAAACAUAUGGCAAGAAGAAGAGAUCGUAGCUGCUCCAGAAGCGAUUGACGUCAUCUCAGAUACUAGAGUUAGACCUGAAUAUGAUGUCAAGUAUCAACAAUAUGUCGGAACAGAAGAUGCAUUUUUACAAAUGGGUCUAAAGACUCCAUUGACUUCCAGUUGUGAAGCGAUGGUGAUUGAAGUGAAAAUGCCUGGAGACCGUAUGCCCGGCAUUUGUACAGAUAUAACGGACGACGCGGUUGAUAUCCGCAGUCCUAAAUAUAGAUUACACGUGCCUUUUCCACAUAAUGUGCAUAAACAGAUGUCGAAGGCUUUGUGGAAUUCUUCAACCAAUAUUCUUACAGUAACUGUGUUUUUAAAACGUGAAUACGAUGAUAUCAACUUUUGAUAUGUAGCGAUAAAAUGUCUUACUUAUUUAUAAAUAAAUAAUUUAUAAUAUUAUUAUCCAUUGAUAA